This is a messenger RNA of Protopolystoma xenopodis, 462 nucleotides long. NCBI's taxonomy places the organism in Eukaryota, Metazoa, Platyhelminthes, Monogenea, Polystomatidea, Polystomatidae. The record is from the annotation of a GenBank genome assembly.
AUGGCUCUUGGUCUUGUCCGUCUGGGGAUGAUUCAAAUGCGUGUCGUCCUCGACAAAUCGAUGAAUUUGACCCGAGCAACCGAACUGAUCUCUUCCGCCUCAGUCGAUAAGUCUGGCCGGCGAACCCAACUUAUCUGCUUACCAGAAUGCUUCAACUCACCAUAUGGCGCCAAAUAUUUCGAUACUUAUGCGGAGCCGGUUCCGCACGGGCUUACCUGCAAGAAGAUAGCAGAGGCAGCAAGGAAGAAUAAAGUAUGGGUCCUUGCAGGCUCAAUUCCUGAGCGUGGAGAUGAUGGAAAGAUAUACAACACGUCUGUUACCUUCGAUUCUGAAGGAAAUUGUGUUGGCACUUUUCGAAAACUUCAUCUUUUCGACAUCGAUGUUCCAGGUAAGGAAAGCUCACUUAAAUUUAACUUACUGGUUGAUUUAAUACAUAUAAAUGCACACUUUAUUCUCUCUUAA